Messenger RNA from Bolinopsis microptera, 1467 nucleotides. RefSeq lists its product as uncharacterized. The record is from RefSeq and is a predicted model, not a curated record. The transcript has a single exon. Lineage: Eukaryota; Metazoa; Ctenophora; Tentaculata; Lobata; Bolinopsidae. The coding region runs from base 1 to 1467 and encodes 488 amino acids.
AUGACUACUUCAGAUAAGGACUUUGGUUUUGGUCGUUUCAUGGGUAAACAUGGUAUGGGUUUGCGCAACGAUAUGGGGGAAAACUUGUUAGACUUGUUAUCAGAAUUUGACCUCUUUGCCUCCAACACUGGUUUUUAUCAUCCUGCUCGACAUACGACCACCUACACUGGCUGGAGGAAGGACUGGAGUGCCGGGCGAAAUAGUAAAAAGACGAUCCCGGUCUAUUCUCAGAUCGAUUUCAUCCUGUGUCGGAGUAGGUCGAAGCCAAUGCUACAAGAUUCUAGAUCUUAUGCAGGCACUUUGACAUACUCUGAUCACAGAUUUGUUGUCACUAGAGUAGACUUUAAGGACAUCUGUCUUUGCUAUAAACGCCACUCCAAGACAUCCUUAAAGUUCAACACCUCGAACCCCACCAUUCAGGUGAAAUAUCGUCAAUCCUUAGAUGAUAACUUAAGUAACACUGUUUCUGCUCUGGAUCCAAAUUCAGACUUGAAUGGCUUACUUGAGUCCAUAAAGGAUGCUGCAAAAUCGUCAAUUGGUGUCAUCAGACACAGGAAACGUAAUCGCAGCGACGAUGAUGAGGUGAAAAACUUAUCUAGCCAGCGUUACUUGUUGAGACAGCAGCUUAAUGAUAACCAGUCUUUAGACAGAACCUCACUUAGAUCAUCUAUUAACUGCCUCACCAAUCAGAUCAAGCAGAGACUUUCUAACAUACGAUCAGCUGCUGCUGAUGCUAUCUGUAAUACCAUCAGUUCAACAACAGAUAGUAAGAAAAUGUUUGAAGAUGUUCGAACCCUGAACUUACCUAAAGCCCCUUCUUGUAUUGGUGUUCAUGAUGAGAAAAGGUGCAAUAUUGCAACAGACACUGGUAAAGCUGCCGUAGUUGCUAAGUACCUUGAGCAACAACUUACUCGUGAUGAAGCACCUUUAGAACCUUUUGUAGGACCUCCUCGCCCACUAGUUAAGCCAUUCACAAGUGAAGAAAUCGGAUCAGCUGCCAGAAGUCUCAAAAAUGGUCGAGCUAACGGCCCAGAUGGAAUUCCUAACGAGCUUCUCAAGUAUUCUACUGGAUCAGUACACAGACGUUUUGCAGACAUUAUCAAUAGAAGCUUCGAGACCAAUUCCUACCUUGACCCCAUUGGACAGGCAAACAUUACCCCCUUACAGAAGCCAAAUAAGCCCAUUGGUUCAGUGAAGAAUCUACGACCCCUCACUCUCUCAGAUGCUGUUAGAAAGAUUCUUUCAAUGGCAACCUUGAAGAGAAUUGAGAAUAAAGUCAAUGCCUUCACUGGUCCAUGGCAAUGUGCUUACAAGCAGGGUAGAUCAUGUGCUGACAUUGUAUGGUGCCAGCGUGUGAUGUUAUCAGUUGUCCAGAGGAAGAGGUGGGAAUACCAUCGUAUGGGGAUCGAUAUGUCUAGUGCCUUUGACACUAUACGACGAUCUACCAUCCUCGAUCUUCUUGUUUAG